CGGUGUUGUCGCGCGCAGCGUUAUAUACUCGAUCAACAGCAGCAGCAGCGGCGUGAGAUAGCGCGACUGCAGGGCCUCUCUCUCGCCUCGUCGACGAAAAAUAAAAGAGAGACCGUCAAAAGAGAAGGAGAGAGCUAUCGCCCGCGUAUAAAACGCAGCGCGCCACCGAACGACUCGUUACUACGACCGUGUCGAUCUUUCCCUGCAUCCCCUCCACAGUGUGCACAGCGAAGUAAUCGCGGCUUUCUUUCGAUCGAAAUUCACGCGCGCGCGUAAAUAAACUGGAGGAAAGAGCCGCGCCGCCAGGUGAGGACGAGGAAGAAGACGAAGUAGAAGCAGAGGAGGAAGGAGCCGAAGAGGAAGACCGUAGACGGAUCGUCAUCCGAUCGGCACGGAGUCCAACCGAUCUCUGAGCCGCGCCAGGGCCCGACUAGGACUUUUUGUAGCCUCGCUCACCACUACGCACGCACGCACUCCUUUUUUUCUCUCUCUCUCUCUCUCUCUCUCUCUCCUCACCCCUCCACAUCCCCCUCUCUCUUCUCCUCUCACUCCGACUACCGAGUGCGCGUAUAAACCAUCUCUCCGCUCGCACACACAGUAGCCGUAGACCAGCUGACACACACAGACACCGCAAUAUCUCGCCGCCGCCAAUCGACUCCGGAAGUUUAAGGAACAUUGUCUCUGUACCCCCACUCUCCAGUCAUACCCCCGCAAGAGCAGCCCCUUCUCACGCGCGGAUUUUCCACUGGCGCGCGUGCGGCUUGCUCAUCGGGCGCUCGCGCACGAGGGGAAGAGAGUAGGAUAAAUCGGGCGGCGUGUUUUCCGAUCGUAUAAAAGGAACGGCACUGGCCGAGCUCAAGCAGCAUGUCAACGAUCCGAUGGAUAGAAACGGGAUUGCACAGAUCUUCGACGAAUUGGUCCAGUUUGCGAGGAGGAUACCUGUGGAGCCCGGCGAAGAGAACUUACGGAGGAUUAGCCAGAGCAGGCAUCGCAAGGACCGGAGUGGCUCGACCUGAUCAUCAUCAACAGAUUAUCGCCAAGAGGGAAUUUGCCAUUUUUAACUGGAGAUCGGCUGUACUGAGAAACGGAGAGAAAAUGUCGAUCACCGUGGCCACACGUUACCCGCAAGUCAGCAACAAGCUGAUGGUGACCCACGCGGCCAAGAGCCCGAGCAGCAAGUACGAGACGCAAGACCGCAUCGCUGACACACCGGUGAUCAGCAACAUCAGUACGCCCCUGACCCCGAAGGUCCGUGCCUUCAUCGAAGAGGCUGUGAGACUAUGCCGACCCGACAUGGUCUACAUCUGCGACGGCAGCGAAGCCGAGAACGAGCAGAUGCUGAAGCUCCUCGAGUCCAAGGGCACCAUCGAGAAACUGCCCAAAUACGAGAACUGCUGGUUGGCAAGAACGAAUCCAGCCGACGUAGCCCGAGUGGAGAGCAAGACCUUCAUCAGUACCCCGAACAAGAAGGACACCAUUCCGACUCCUCGUGACCGAGUCAAGGGACUGCUCGGCAACUGGAUCGCGCCCAACGAUAUGGACAAGGCCAUCAUGGAGCGUUUCCCCAACUGCAUGAAGGGCAGAACGAUGUACGUCAUUCCGUUCAGCAUGGGCCCGGUCGGCUCACCUCUGUCCAAGAUCGGUAUCGAGAUCACCGACUCGGCUUACGUGGUCUGCUCGAUGCGCAUCAUGACUCGCAUGGGAGAGAAGGUUCUGCAAGCUCUGGACAAGCGGGACUUCGUCAAGUGCCUGCACUCAGUUGGUGUGCCCAAGGCCGGUUCCGCCGGCAAGAUCGACGAGACCUGGCCCUGCGAUCCCGAGCGUACCAUCAUCCUGCACAAGCCGGCCAAGAACGAGAUCGUCUCUUACGGAAGCGGUUACGGCGGCAACUCGCUACUUGGAAAGAAGUGCUUCGCAUUGAGGAUCGGAUCGACCAUCGCUAGGGACGAGGGCUGGCUCGCCGAACACAUGCUGAUCCUGGGAGUGACGAAUCCGAAAGGCAAGAAACGCUACAUCGCGGCAGCCUUCCCAAGCGCCUGCGGAAAGACGAAUCUGGCCAUGUUGCAGCCGACUCUUCCGGGCUACAAGAUCGAGUGCGUCGGCGACGACAUCGCCUGGAUGCGCUUCGACGCUCAAGGCAAGCUCCGCGCCAUCAACCCGGAAAACGGUUUCUUCGGCGUCGCUCCCGGUACCAGCAACUCCACCAACCCCAACGCCAUGGCCACCAUCUACAAGAACACCGUCUUCACCAACGUCGCCAAAACCAGCGACGGCGGUAUCUUCUGGGAGGGUCUGGAGAAGGAGGUUCCCGAGAACGUGCAGAUCACGGAUUGGCACGGCAAGCCAUGGCAGAGCGGCUCGAAAACACCGGCAGCCCACCCGAACUCCCGUUUCUGCACCCCAGCCAGCCAGUGCCCCAUCAUCGAUCCCGCCUGGGAAGACCCCGAGGGUGUGCCAAUCGACGCCAUCCUCUUCGGAGGUCGCAGACCGGCUGGUGUUCCCCUGAUCUACCAAGCGCGUAACUGGCAACACGGUGUCUUCAUCGGAGCCACCAUGAGGUCCGAGGCCACUGCCGCUGCUGAGCACAAGGGCAAAGUGAUAAUGAACGACCCGUUCGCGAUGCGUCCGUUUUUCGGCUACAACUUCGGCCACUACCUGGACCACUGGCUGAGCAUGUCCCGCGUGGAGAACGCCAAGCUGCCCUCGAUCUUCCACGUGAACUGGUUCCGCAAGGGACCGAACGGUUUCCUCUGGCCAGGUUUCGGAGAGAACUCUCGCGUCCUCGACUGGAUCCUCCGUCGCAUCGACGGCGAAGACAUAGCCGUCGACUCGCCGAUCGGUUACCUGCCCAAACCCGAGUCGCUCAACCUCGAGGGUCUCGCUGAUAAGGUCGACCUGCAGGAACUGUUCAGUCUGCCCAAGGACUUCUGGAAGAAGGAGGUCAGCGAGCUCAGGGAGUACCUCGACAACCAGGUCAACGACGAUCUGCCCAAGGCCAUCCUCGAGGAGCUCGACAACCUCGAGAAGAACGUCGACAAGCUGUGAAGACUUGGAUGAUGCUCUUUGUUUCUUGUUCUUUUUUUUUUAUUUUCGAUGUAGAGUUGUCGAUCGUGAGAAGCGGUUUCGCUUGUGUGCAAUCGCGUAUAGUUGGCUAUUUUACGUUGUGAAACUGCGAUGUUUCAAAAAAAUGUUAUCCCUCGAAACCGAUUUUUUUUUGUGUUGUAAUUUUAAUUUUAAUUUUAAUUUUUAAUUUUUUUUUUUGUUACGAAUGUUUCUUUUUGAGUCGAAAAAUUGUACCCUCGAGAUUUGCAGCGAACCAAAGUAUUGUCCAAACGCUCGAAACACGCGCAAUAUUAUAUAAAUGAGAAUUUAUUGUUCUGUGAAAGUAUGUAAAUAGUAUUAGUCGAGCGUUACAUUCCAAUAAAACAGAGAGAACAAUCAACAUGACUAUGUAAGCGAUAUAUACGAGACGUAGUUGAAGGAUGUAGAGAAGAGCGCGAGCGCGAUCAUUAUAUAUUUUAUGUCGUGAAAGAAGCUAAUUUCUGUUGGACCAAUUUUUUCGAGACAAGUUUUUAGUAUGUUUACUGUGAAUGCAUGUGAUAGUGAUACGUUAAAUAAAUAAAGAUAUACUUUUUUUAUUUUAAAA
Nasonia vitripennis (jewel wasp) is the source of this 3646-nucleotide messenger RNA. Its product is annotated as phosphoenolpyruvate carboxykinase [GTP]. The record is from RefSeq and is a predicted model, not a curated record. Gene Ontology annotation, biological process: hepatocyte differentiation; gluconeogenesis; cellular response to dexamethasone stimulus. Bases 865 to 3045 code for a protein of 726 amino acids. The transcript is spliced from 5 exons. NCBI's taxonomy places the organism in Eukaryota, Metazoa, Arthropoda, Insecta, Hymenoptera, Pteromalidae. Gene Ontology annotation, cellular component: cytosol. Gene Ontology annotation, molecular function: manganese ion binding; phosphoenolpyruvate carboxykinase (GTP) activity; GTP binding.